UUUUUUUUCUCUCUUGCAGGAGAGCACAACCUGGAGGUGAAUGAAGGCAAUGAGCGAAUCCAUAACGUCAGUCAAAUACACAUUCAUUCAAGGUACUCCCAGGCUACCUUUGAGAAUGACAUUGCGCUCUUGAAGUUAGAGACACCAAUUGAGUUUAACAACUUCAGCAUUCCCAUCUGUCUUCCUGAAACAGACUUUGCUGAAUUCUUUUUAAUGAACGCCGAAUAUGGGGCCAUUAGUGGAUGGAAACUGAGGCAGGGCCGUGUCGACCACCCUGUUCUUUUCAGCGUCCCGUAUGUUCCUUUUAUCAAACAUUCCAAAUGCGUGGGCUUGCAGCACUUCCCUGUUGUACACCGAAUGUUUUGCGCAGGUCUAGAAGAACUGGCAGACCCACUGUGUUACUUAACCAGAGGAAGCCCCUUUGUCACAAAGUAUAGGGACGUCUGGUAUAUGACAGGCAUGAGUUUAGGAGUGGGAGACCAUGACUGCAAUGUGAUACCUGUUUAUACAAAGGUAUCAAGAUACAUCAACUGGAUUAAAACAAAAAUGACCCAAUCGUCCUGAGGACUCUAGCUGUGCACCUGAUGUUAAUGCAACUUCAGGAUGUAUUUUUGUUACUAAUGCUCCUAUCGAUGGAGUUGAUAUUCCGAAAGCAUAGUCAUGAUUAAAAACCGAUUACUGACUCAA
Molecule: messenger RNA, 687 nt
Organism: Chiloscyllium plagiosum (whitespotted bambooshark)
Lineage: Eukaryota; Metazoa; Chordata; Chondrichthyes; Orectolobiformes; Hemiscylliidae
Source: RefSeq, a predicted model, not a curated record